GUAGGAAAUGUGCGAUUUGGGGAUUUUGGAUGCUAUUAGCGACCAUUCUGCACAUGAAAUUAUUGACGGCUAUGCUGGAUUUUGCGAGGCAUCUUCUAGAAUUCUUAAUAGAAAUGAUGAUAUUUCAGUGAGGCAGGAGUUUGUAUGUCAUGUUCAGUCUCUCUGCAAGCACGGUCUUAAAUCUCUUGUUAUUGAUCACUUCCUUAAGUUACUACAGGAAAUGUUUGAGAAAAAUGGGAGUUCAAAAUUUUGGCAGCAUUUUGAUGGAUAUAAUAAUAAAACUACUUAUGAUAUUGACCAGGAGCUGGAGCAAAUUUUGUGCAGAGCGCUUGAAGAGAUAUCGUUGGAGAAACAGUAUCAGGAGAAGUGUCUGUCCAUGUUAGCUUGUGCCUUGCAAUCUUACAAGGAAAAUUUGGCAAGUGGAAAGUGUAAUUCAGAUAAUGAAAGAUUGUAUCUUAUUUCUAGAUAUCAGUUGAUGGUAUCUUCAGUUUUAAUGGCCAGUCUUCCUCGUCACUUCCUUGAAGUACUACACUGGUAUUUUAAGGGAAGGCUGGAGGAGCUAAGUACAAUUAUGGAUGGAGAGGUUAAUGGCGGCGACGGUGAUGAUUUUGAAGAUAAAGAUGACAUGGAUUUAGACGACAGAAGCCAAAAGUUCUGUAGAAAUGGUGAAAUGGAAAUUGAUGAAUGCUAUCUCCAAGGUAAAUUCACGGAGAACAACAAAUUGGUGAAGAAUAUUGGGAAGGUUGUUCGUGACCUCAGAAGUCUUGGUUUCACUUCUAUGGCUGAAGAUGCUUAUGCUUCUGCGAUCUUUCUGCUUCUGAAGGCAAAAGUGCAUGAUCUGGCUGGCGAUGAUUACAGGGAUUCUGUUUUGGAGUCCAUUAAAGAGUGGAUACAGGCUGUGCCUCUUCAAUUCUUGCAUGCACUCCUUGCUUAUCUUGGCGAUUCUGUUAGCAGUGUUGGCCCUUCACAUAGUCUCAAAUCACCUCUGGCUUCUAGUCCAUCAUCAUGCUAUCCUGGAACUAAAGCACCUUCUGAAGGACUAGUUAGAUGGCAAUUGCGGCUAGAGUACUUUGCAUAUGAAACAUUGCAAGAUUUAAGAAUAGCUAAACUGUUUGAGAUUAUAGUGGACUAUCCUGACAGCUCCCCGGCAAUUGAGGAUUUAAAACAGUGCCUGGAAUAUACCGGUCAACAUUCUAAGCUGGUUGACUCUUUCAUUUCUGCACUGAAAUACCGCUUGCUCACUGCCGGCGCCUCUACCAAUGACAUAUUGCAUCAGUAUGUUUCAACUAUUAAAGCCCUGCGUACAAUUGAUCCUGCUGGUGUCUUUCUUGAAGCAGUUGGUGAACCAAUAAGAGACUAUCUAAGGGGUAGGAAAGAUACCAUUAAAUGCAUUGUGACCAUGCUUACAGGUGGGACUGGGGGUAACCCAAAUGGGUCUGGAAUCACUGGGGAUAGCCUUCUUGAAGAAUUAAAUAGGGAUGAAGAAAGCCAAGAAAAUGAUGGUGCUGAUGAUGGUUUCCAUACUGAUGAUAAGCAAGCAUGGAUAAAUGCUCUACGCUGGGAGCCUGAUCCUGUGGAGGCUGACCCAUUGAAGGGAAGCAGGAAUCGAAGGAAGGUUGACAUAUUAGGGAUGAUUGUUGGUAUACUUGGUUCAAAAGAUCAACUUGUUAAUGAAUACCGUGUGAUGCUUGCUGAAAAGCUUCUCAACAAAUCUGAUUAUGACAUUGACUCAGAAAUACGUACUUUAGAACUUCUAAAGAUUCAUUUCGGAGAAAGCAGUAUGCAGAGAUGUGAAAUUAUGCUAAAUGAUUUGAUUGAUUCUAAGAGAACAAACCAGAAUAUCAAAGCAACAAUAAAGUCAUCUCAAAUAAGUUCAGAGGAGCAAGAAAUGGAAGUAUCAUUGGAUAUUCUUAAUGCUACAAUAAUAUCUACAAAUUUUUGGCCUCCAAUCCAGGAGGAGGCACUAAAUGUUCCUGAGCCUGUAGAAAAAUUGCUUAAUGAUUAUGCAAAAAGGUUUCAUCAGAUAAAGACCCCAAGGAAGUUGCUUUGGAAGAAAAACCUUGGCACAGUAAAGUUGGAGUUGCAAUUUGAAGAUAGAGAAAUACAGUUAACUGUAACCCCUAUACAUGCUGCAAUUAUCAUGCAGUUUCAAGAUCAAAAGAGUUGGACAUCUUGUAAGCUUGCAGCGGCUAUUGGGGUACCAGUGGAUGUACUUAAUAGAAGAAUAAGUUUUUGGACCAGCAAGGGAAUUCUAGCAGAAUCACCUGGGACAGACACUUGUGAUCAUGUAUUUACUCUAGUGGAAGGCAUGGCUACUAAGAGUGGUGGAAGUGGGGAAGAGCUGCUAGUCGGUGAUGACGAGGGAGAGAGAUCUGUAGCCUCUGUUGAGGACCAAAUACGCAAGGAAAUGACUGUUUACGAGAAAUUUAUCAUGGGGAUGCUCACAAAUUUCGGAAGUAUGACACUAGACCGCAUUCAUAACGCCCUCAAGAUGUUUUGUGUAGCAGAUCCUCCUUAUGACAAGUCAGUGCAGCAGCUGCAAAGUUUUUUAUCAGGUUUAGUUUGUGAAGAAAAGUUAGAACUAAGAGACGGAGUGUACCUGUUGAAGAAGUAAUCUCUGCACUCCCACAAGGAUGUGCAGGAUUUUUGUCUUCUAAAUGUCAACAACCUAUGAACCAAGUAGAUAUCCUGAUAAAGAUGAAUUUUCUCUUGCUCGGAUCCUACUUUUACGUAUACAUAUUAUCGGAUUUGGUGUUCAAAUGUAAAACAGACAGUUCAAAGUUGAGAAGCAGAUUUCAGCUAUAGUAGAUUAACUCGGUCGAGAUGAAUGCUCUAUACUGAGUGUGAUUUGUUCAAUGUAGAUAUAGGUCGUGUUGCGCCAUUUAUUUAUUUCAAAUUUAAAGGCCGUUCAUGUUGUCUUAAUGUGGAAUACUACUAUAUAAAUUAAUAAAAAUGUUAUUAUUCAUGUAA
Molecule: messenger RNA, 2970 nt
Organism: Mercurialis annua (annual mercury)
Lineage: Eukaryota; Viridiplantae; Streptophyta; Magnoliopsida; Malpighiales; Euphorbiaceae
Product: anaphase-promoting complex subunit 2
Exons: 17
Coding region: 8-2614 (868 amino acids)
Biological process (GO): ubiquitin-dependent protein catabolic process
Cellular component (GO): anaphase-promoting complex
Molecular function (GO): ubiquitin protein ligase binding
Source: RefSeq, a predicted model, not a curated record